Molecule: messenger RNA, 246 nt
Organism: Thlaspi arvense
Lineage: Eukaryota; Viridiplantae; Streptophyta; Magnoliopsida; Brassicales; Brassicaceae
Source: the annotation of a GenBank genome assembly
AUGGUGCUGUUCGAUAAGAUCAACAUAGGAUACGCUGAUUUCACAGACUUGCAGGUGGAGAGAGUGAACGGAGUUGAACUAAAGAAUAUGCAGCAACUACGUAAGCUCAUAAAAAGCUGUCGCACCGAGGAUUUGAGGUUGGACUUGGAAAAGGGAAAGGUUAUUGUCCUCAACUAUAAAUCUGCAAAAGAAGAAAGUUGGUUGAUCUUGAAACGUUAUGGAAUAGCAUCGCCAACGUCCCGUUAA